Clonostachys byssicola is the source of this 651-nucleotide messenger RNA. The record is from the annotation of a GenBank genome assembly. NCBI's taxonomy places the organism in Eukaryota, Fungi, Ascomycota, Sordariomycetes, Hypocreales, Bionectriaceae.
AUGAAGUUCUCAACGCUUGUUCUUGGCCUUCUUGCCACUUCCACCAGCGCCCUUAUCAACCAAGGCGCAAAUAUACCCCGGGGAGUUGCAGGUGAUGUGAGCGCAGCGGGACCUCACCACGAGCCUUGCGCAGAGUCUGUUGACAAAUGGCACCCCCCGCACAACGUCAAGACUGAUGGUUCUGGUGAUUUCGGAAAUGGAGAAUGGCAUUGGAUCCGUCCAGCACGCACCACCACAGUCACAAUCUCCCACGUCAAGACCAUUGUCGAUUGCUCGGGCCCUCAUACGACGGGGGUCCAGACUCCGGAGGCCGGCCAUACUGCCUCCGCCACACAAGGUCCCCAAAGUCCUGCUCGAAUCACACUUUCCUCCGUCCACCUUGGGUGGAUGGGAUCGCACGGUGCUUCGCCAACGGUUGCGACCUAUGUGGCAUCACCGAUCCCUACAGCCGUCAACAGCUCCGUUAUACACCAUCCUCAUACUCCGACCACCACGUUCCAACGUGCUCCGCAUGGCUAUAAUGCCACCACAGCAGCGCCCGCAAUCCCGACUAUCAGCAAGGCUCCGCAAGAAACUUCUGGCGGAAUCUCGGGCACGUACAACAUCGGAAUCUUUGCUCUUGUUGGAUUUGCUGCCAUGCUGGUCCUGUAA